UUCUAUAUCUAUCGUCUAUGCGCCUCUCAUUAAUUUUAGUCUCAUGGAUUUCAGCGUUAUUUUAUUUAUUUCUUUUUUUUUUCAAUUAUUAUUAUUAUUUCAAACUUCACCUUCAUACCCGCGCUCAAAAGCAAGAAUCCGUUGAUUAUUUCUGAAACAAAUUAAAAAAAUCAAACACCCGUUUUAUUUUAAUUUCUUUUUUUCUAGAGAGAGAGAGAAAACUGAAAACCCACCCCACUUUCGGACAGCAAGAAAAAGCAAACCCUCAUCUCUUGAACCCCAUAAAAAAACACAGUCCCAUGUUUUAAUUUUUUUUUUCAAUUUUUUUUCUGAUACACAUUCUUGAAUUGUAAAAUCCAAAUCUCGAGGCAGGUAGUACAAUUUUUUUUUUCUUACAUACACAUAUAUAUGUGAGAAUCUUGAAAAAAAUUAAUCAUAAUUAGGAGGGUUUGAUUUUCCUGUGUUAAAUUGCCCAAGUUUGAAUUUUUAUUUGUGGGUUGAUUCUGUAAAGAGGGAUUAAAAAGACUCGAUCUUUUUCAUUAGGGUCUUGUUUCAAUUUUUUUGCUUUUUGUUAUAUAAAAUAAAAUAAAAAUAAAAUUAAUCACUCCCAAAAAAGGAGUCUUUGCCCUUGAGCAUGCAAGAAAGGGGAGGAAUCUACAAGUUGCAGAGGAUAUGAUGAAGAAGAAGGUGAUUAAUACCACUGAUUUAAUUAAUGGUGAAGUGCCUAAGCAGAAGGAAAGGCAUAUUGUUUCUUGGUCACAAGAGGAAGAUGAUAUUCUGCGGGAGCAAAUCAGAGUGCACGGCACCGAAAAUUGGGCGAUAAUUGCGUCGAAUUUCAAGGAUAAGACGACAAGGCAAUGUCGAAGAAGAUGGUUCACUUAUUUGAAUUCCGAUUUCAAGAAAGGAGGAUGGUCGCCUGAGGAAGACAUGCUCUUAUGUGAGGCACAGAAGAUAUUUGGGAACAGAUGGACCGAGAUUGCAAAGGUGUCUCAGGCUAGGACAUAUAUCUCCGAUAGAGCAGAAAACCAAGAAGACAAAUUAGCUGGUGAAUGUGGUGUGGCGGAUCAUCUGCUUAGACCUCCGUUUUGCACUGAAAAUAACAAAAUUCAAGGUACGUUUCUUGAUAAGGACGAUCCGAAAGUGAUUGCGUUGAUGCAACAAGCGGAAUUGCUGAGUUCACUUGCAAGCAAAAUUGACUCGGAGAAGACUGAACAGAGCUUCGAAAGUGCAUGGAUGGCCCUUCAAGAUUUUCUGAAACAAAAGAAAGAAAGCGAUGUGCUCCCUUUUGAAAACCCCGAUCCCGAUUUUCAACUCGAGAAGUUCGAAGAGAUGGUGGAGGAUUUAAGGAGCGGUGAUGAAUACAGUAGACCAUCUUGGAGGGAAUCUGAUGUGUACGACUCGUCGCCUGCCAGCUCCGAAUACAGUACGGGGUCGACUAUGGUGUCGAAUGCGCCAGGUGGCAAAACAGAAGAAUGCCACGCUGAAAUUGAACACAAAUUGCAAUCAGAUCAAUUGGAUGGUCUGGAUUCUCUUGUUGAGGAAAACGGAAUAUGCCAUGCUGCAGUCACAAAUGAAGCGAACAUGUUAACAUACGAUGAAAUAAAAAACGACGGUGAAGCAGUGUGUGAAUAUUCUGGGGCUGAAUUUGGUUCACCGCUCCACGUGACUCCGUUAUUCACAGCAUUGGCAGCAGCUAUUCCCAGCCCAAAAUUCUCGGAGAGUGAAAAGCACUUCUUGAUGAAAACACUAGGAAUGGAGUCGACAUCACCAAGCCAAAUCACAAAUGCUUCGAAUCCUCCACACUGCAAGAGAUCCCUUCUCCAUUGUCUAUGAGACUAUCACAAGUAUCUCAUGCAGAGUUUGAAUUUUUAACCACAACUAGUAAAGGGCGUUUUCGUAAAAGUAUAGAGCUUUUUUUUUUUUAAUUAUUAUUAUUCUUUUUGGAGUUCUUUGCUCUUGGAUUGCAGCCAUCUCGACCUGUGUUUUUUUUCCAGGGGGCCCGCGAAGAUCUCCUUCUGAACAUAGGGUGCUAAGGAAGC
Messenger RNA from Erythranthe guttata (spotted monkey flower), 2039 nucleotides. Lineage: Eukaryota; Viridiplantae; Streptophyta; Magnoliopsida; Lamiales; Phrymaceae. The record is from RefSeq and is a predicted model, not a curated record.